Molecule: messenger RNA, 920 nt
Organism: Zophobas morio
Lineage: Eukaryota; Metazoa; Arthropoda; Insecta; Coleoptera; Tenebrionidae
Product: tubulin polyglutamylase complex subunit 2-like
Exons: 2
Coding region: 9-875 (288 amino acids)
Biological process (GO): protein polyglutamylation
Source: RefSeq, a predicted model, not a curated record
UUCAUUUGAUGUCAAAAUUUGUGUCAUGUGCGUUAACUAAAAUGAAGAAGUCGUUGAAGAAAAAAGCGUUUUUGAUUGACAAAAUUACGGAAGACUCGUUUUAUGAAAAUCUACUUCUGGGGCUGCUGUCGGUAAUUAGAAGUUGUCAGUUCGUCAGCCACAUUAUUUUAGAACGGUUUGAACCAGCGACGGACGACCAAGUUGCGUGUUGGGAGGCCGCUAACGAGCUCUCCCUGCCAGAAGACCUACGCAAUUUUUUUCGUUCCACGAACGGAUUUUCUUUCAGUUAUAAAUUUCAGUAUGAGAAACCGGAAAGCGAAGAGAACGGGACUCUCACUGCCGGCAUUGAAAUCUACCCACUUUCCAAAAUGGAACAAGUUCCAAUAAACGAGUCCAUGUUCUUGUUCGAUGGUAGGACGAAAAUUUUGGAGCCUUAUAACAAGAUCAACCUUUUGAGCAAAAUCGACGACAACAAUUACGUGGUGCUAGCACAAUUCAACCCAUCCACUCCACCGAACUUUUGGCUGUAUUACAAGACUAAGAUUUUCUAUUUCCUGUGUGAGGACAUAGUUACAUAUUUUCGAAUGGCUUUGGCCCACGUAGGUGCUCCCGGAUGGCAACUAGCGGUGUUAAAAGCGAGCUUACCCGAAUGGAGUGCCGAGCUGAUUCAGAUCUUGGCACCCGGUGUGUUCGACAAUCGGCGAUUGUUUGAAAACAAAAACGAACUGAACAGAAUAGAUUGUGACAUAUUUAACACUGAGAGCGACCUACAAUUGACCGCGAGGAGUUUCCGUGAAGAGCAGAAGGUAAAGGUCACCCCACCGGCAAAUGCUUUGAAAAAGACGACAGUCUCAAAGGCUAAACCGAAGAAAUGAUGUUUAUUGUAACAAAAGGUGUAAUACAUGGUGGAUUUUUAACAA